GGGUCCCAGCCACUUGAUCCAAGCUGCUUGAUCCCUACCUGGCAACAUGUGAAGCAACAGGGUUUAGAAGCCAAUCUGACCUGUACAAACUCCGCCAGCUGUUGUAGGCAGAGGACUUACGGACACACUCAGCCUGGACCUGGAGUCUGUUGGUUUGUCUGAUGGACAGGUGGCCUGAUGGAACUAAACAGUUGCUGUUAUCUUGUGAGGAGUGAGUUCAAAGAGCCACUGGCUGGGCUUACGGACAAUGAAACUCCCCAGGAUCUGGUCAGCAGGACAAGAGAGAAACCAUGGCUCUGUGGUUAAAGAGUUGUCAGAUGUUUUCCGUUUCACAAGAGUUUUAAACCUUUCGUUUACAAAAUUCUCAUUGAAGUGGCAAAAUCUAAAAUCCAGAACAUGAAUUUUGAGCAUAAUUGGGUUUGUUCCUGGCCUGAUGAAACAUGUACCCAUUUUGCAAGAAAUCUAAGACACUCUGGGCUCUGUCCUUUGGCCACAUUGUUGCUCCUCAAAUGCUAAUUGCCCAAAGAUCAGUUAUGCAGAGGGGGCAUUUGCCUACAGAGUAUUUUGUAACUUUCUAGUCAUAACUACCUCGACAGGAGAGCCCCUCCUGUUGGUGAUAGGUCGUGUCUACACUGAAGCACUACAGGGGCACAGCUGCACCGGUGCCGUUGUAGCCUUUCAAGUGUAGACAAGCCCCCAAUCACUAUCUCCAACCCCAAAACUUUAACAAGCACCUAGCUGUGUUAAGGCAAAAGGAACUUGUCAAGUGCAUGGGCCAUGUGACAGUCAGAGGAGCUGAGCUCUUGAAAUAAACGCAUAUGAGGUCACUGGUAAGGUUUUGCAUUAGGGUGCAAGUUUGAUGACAUUGGGUACACAGUGCUUUUGGUUGUUUAGAAACGGAAGUGGAAGCCUGAAAGGCUGAAAUGCGUAACUCCCAGCUCUACAGCAAUACAAACAUGGACAGGAAUGCCAAAGUCUUUCCUCUUAGCUUUUUAUUUCCAUGUGUUAACAGUUUUGGAUGGAGGCAUGUGUUGGGGUGUAACCUUGGCUGCCACUGUUCUUGCUAAUUGUGUCUAGCUCUGCCAUACCAAGAGGGCUCAGUAGAGAUCAGGGCCCAGUUGUGCUGGGAGCUGUACAAAUACCAAAUAAGAGACUGCCCCUGCUGUGAACUGUUUCCAGUCUAAAUAGGGACAAGAGACAUGACAGUUGGGGGUAGGACAAAGUGGAGCUGGUCAGAAAACAGACAUUUUUGCCUAUGAGAAAUUAAAAAAAAAAAAAAUCUUUGUUCAAAAUUUCAGCUGAAAAUUUUCAGGUUUUCCUAGAAGUUUUGAACUUAUUAAAAACAAGAAUUUUCAUUUUGAAUCGUCUUUUUUAUUUGACUUAAAGUAUUGUUUCACUUCAGUUUCCCCCCAAAAAAGCCUGACGCAAGCAAUCCACGUCAAAACAAAACUAACAUUUUCAUUUCAUUUUGAAAUGUUGAUUCAAAAAAUAAAAUAAAACAUCAUCUCAAAUUUGCCUGCAGGAAGGCACACACCUUUCACUGGAAUUUUCCCACAAAGCUUUCUGUUUCAAUUACACAUUGUUCAGCAGCAGGAAAGCUUUCCACACUAAACCUUUCAACCAGAUCUAAGAACAAAGUUAAAACGUUAAGUGGCAUGUGGUGCCACUGGGUGGGUCCAUUUUUUGCGGCUGUUAUUGCUGAGGGGAUCCAUUUUCUGUAAGGUUAGGCUGGGUCACUGGGCAGCAGGGAGUUGGUUUACAGGCUGCCCAGGAUCUGCCAAAUAAGAGAAGGCUGGGAAUAUUGGAGUGUUUAAAAUGAAGGGUUUGAUGGUGGAGAUCCACACACAUUUCAGGACCUCCUUGCGACUGCAGCUGCCAUUUUCCGCCAGGCCCUGCUGUAAUCGGUCAUGAUGAAAGUAUCACCAGACAAAAACAGGAACCCAGCGACCACAGUAAUCAAACCACCGUGCGCUGAGUAAGACACCAGCCACUUCCCCCUUAGUCCUUCCCGAGGGAAGUGAGUUAGCGUACAUAAGAGGAACCUUGCAGCGAAAGAACUAGUUAGAGAGUCUGUUUCAUUGCAAACGCCUACAGGAGAAACCCGGACCCAGUGCUGCCUAGGAAUACAAAGGAAGGAUUUUCCUGGAGAGAGACUCACCUGGAACCGACGUCCCACCAGGCUGCGGGGAGAGGCAGAGCAAUGAGGCUUUUCCCCAUUCUGGGUUGGAUGCUUUUCCCAGGCUGCUGGGCGGUGACGGGCCCCGGGGCAGUGGACGGGCCCCUGGGCGGGUCGGUGGCUGUGCGGUGCCGGUACUCGAGCGGCUCUGAGAAGUAUCCGAAGUUCUGGUGCCGGAAAGGAGGAUUUUGGGAAGGAGGAAGGUGGCGCUGUUCCAACGGGCUUUUCAUCGUGGAGACCAGUGGGUCGGAGGCCGAGGUGAGGCGGGGCAGAGUCUCCAUCCGGGACAAUCACACCGAGCUCGCCUUCACCGUGACCGUGGAGAACCUGACCCGGGCAGACGCCGGCAUGUACCACUGCGGGGUCGGGAGGGAAUGGCUUUAUGAUCCUAGGGCCACCGUGGAACUCACCGUCUCCCCAGCUAAUUAUUCCCCAACCUCAAGAGAAACGUCAUCAUCAGCGACAGUGCAACCAACUGCUUCUUCCCCCUCAAUAUCUACUUCCCUCGGGACAAAUGCUGAGAAAGGGAUAUCCAGCUUCUAUCCAGGGAUAUCCACUAACCAUGACACCACUGCCUCGGACAGGUCCCAAGACUCAGACAUCCUCUUCUACGUCCUGAUACCAUGCGUCCUGCUGGUUCUCAUUUUGUUGCUGCUCGCUGCUGUGAUGUUGGUAAGACUGUCCAAGAAGAGGAAAAAAGCUCUUUCAGGAGCAUCUGUGCAGAAGGACAAGAAAAUCAACCUGUCAAAUUUGGCGGUUGGGAACAAUGCGGCAGGCGGCAGCCCAGAGUAUGCGGUUAUAGAUUCUCCUGCAGCCACUGACCAAACAGGAUUUUACAGCAAUGUUGAGACCCCUCCUAACUCUGACUGCAAUUAUGCGGAAAUCCAGCCCCACUGUCAGGGUUCAGAAGAGGUUUCUUAUGCCAUGGUGACGAUUUCUACCCCUGACCAGCAGCCCAUCUAUGCCAACGUGGAGCAGCGCCCCAAGAAAACAUGCCCAGCCAAGCCCCCUGAGGAAACCCUGUACAGCGCUGUGAAGAAGCCAACCAAACACUAACCCUGGAUAGGAGGCCGAGUGGUGAUGGGGGGCUGCAUGGUCCUUAUCCAAGCUGCUUGAUCCCUACCUGGCAACAUGUGAAGCAACAGGGUUUAGAAGCCAAUCUGACCUGUACAAACUCCGCCAGCUGUUGUAGGCAGAGGACUUACGGACACACUCAGCCUGGACCUGGAGUCUGUUGGUUUGUCUGAUGGACAGGUGGCCUGAUGGAACUAAACAGUUGCUGUUAUCUUGUGAGGAGUGAGUUCAAAGAGCCACUUGCUGGGCUUACGGACAAUGAAACUCCCCAGGAUCUGGUCAGCAGGACAAGAGAGAAACCGUGGCUCUGUGGUUAAAGAGUUGUCAGAUGUUUUCCGUUUCACAAGAGUUUUAAACCUUUCGUUUACAAAAUUCUCAUUGAAGUGGCAAAAUCUAAAAUCCAGAACAUGAACUUUGAGCAUAACUGGAUUUGUUCCUGGCCUGAUGAAACAUGUACCCAUUUUGCAAGAAAUCUAAGACACUCUGGGCUCUGUCCUUUAGCCACAUUGUUGCUCCUCAAAUGCUAAUUGCCCAAAGAUCAGUUAUGCAGAGGGGGCAUUUGCCUACAGAGUAUUUUGUAACUUUCUAGUCAUAACUUCCUCGACAGGAGAACCCCUCCCGUCGGUGAUAGGUCAUGUCUACACUGAAGCACUACAGGGGCACAGCUGCACCGGUGCCGUUGUAGCCUUUCAAGUGGAGACAAGCCCCCAGUCACUAUCUCCAAACACAAAACUUUAACAAGCACCUGGCUGUGUUAAGGCAAAAGGAACUUGCCAAGUGCAUGGGCCAUGUGACAGUCAGAGGAGCUGAGCUCUUGAUAUAAACGCAUAUGAGGUCACUGUUAAGGUUUUGCAUUAGUGUGCAAGUUUGAUGACAUUGGGUACACAUUGCUUUUGGUUGUUUAGAAACGGAAGUGGAAGCCUGAAAGGCUGAAAUGCGUAACUCCCAGCUCUACAGCAAUACAAACAUGGACAGGAAUGCCAAAGUCUUUCCUCUUAGCUUUUUAUUUCCAUGUGUUAACAGUUUUGGAUGGAGGCAUGUGUUGGGGUGUAACCUUGGCUGCCACUGUUCUUGCUAAUUGUGUCUAGCUCUGCCAUACCAAGAGGGCUCAGUAGAGAUCAGGGCCCAGUUGUGCUGGGAGCUGUACAAAUACCAAAUAAGAGACUGCCCCUGCUGUGAACUGUUUCCAGUCUAAAUAGGGACAAGAGACAUGACAGUUGGGGGUAGGACAAAGUGGAGCUGGUCAGAAAACAGACAUUUUUGCCUAUGAGAAAUUAAAAAAAAAAAAAUCUUUGUUCAAAAUUUCAGCUGAAAAUUUUCAGGUUUUCCCAGAAGUUUUGAACUUAUUAAAAACAAGAAUUUUCAUUUUGAA
Chelonia mydas (Green sea turtle) is the source of this 4622-nucleotide messenger RNA. Its product is annotated as CMRF35-like molecule 6. The transcript is spliced from 7 exons. Gene Ontology annotation, molecular function: transmembrane signaling receptor activity. The coding region runs from base 2201 to 3232 and encodes 343 amino acids. The record is from RefSeq and is a predicted model, not a curated record. NCBI's taxonomy places the organism in Eukaryota, Metazoa, Chordata, Testudines, Cheloniidae. Gene Ontology annotation, cellular component: plasma membrane.